UCCUCUGGAGUAGCUGGGAUUACAGGCACAUACCACCACUACAAUUGAUAGGUAGCUGCAUCGAACUGAUUCCACAAAAGCUGCAAGGCUCUAAGCUUCAGGUUAAUGCCACAGUAACCCAGUCCCGGCCCUCAGGAGCUCAUAUGGUCCAACCUCAAGAUCACAUAAAAUCACUUGAAUCCCCUUUGAAAUGAUACUAUUUUCCUGAACAGAUUUUCAACGUGCUACAGUUUUUUCCUGAUCACUUUCAUCAUGUCUUGCCAAGGUGGGAUGAUAAUGUUUAUUUAGAAAUCAUUUCACCUGGGACAAUAAUGCCAUCAGUCAGCCUGUCCUCAAGGGGAUCCUCUGGACAUCGAACCAGCUGUCCAUGUUGCUGGCAUGUGGAAAGCACUGCCUCACCUUGGAGGACACGCUGGGCUGGGGUGAAAGCCCAGCUGCUACCUUGCAGUGCUCCCCUCGAAAUCCCACAUCUCCAGCUCCAGCAAAUGGGCAGCUGGCUGGGUGGGGAGACGUUCCUCUCCCAGAUGAGACAUCUGCCCUUCUACUUGAGCGAGAGGGAGAGGGGCUCCACCAGUUUACAAGGGACUCAAACAUCAUUUGUCAUCUAGAGGAACAGAGCAAGUGAGAUGACAAAGUGCCCACAUGAGAACUGAAAAUCGUAACCCCACACUUCUUAAUGAGGCUGAGUAUAUAGCACAUAUCAGGGCUUCUAGCAGAAAAAGCAAAUUUGGUCUUUCUCCAACAGCCUUAUUAUCUUGCACUCACCCUGCAGGUAACCUGGAAAUUAGGGCAUUGUUUGUCCUGACUAAAUAUUUCAGGACAUUGGACUUGCCUUUGCUUCAUUUUUUUCUGGCAGACCUGAAGAUUAUCCCACAAGGUAGAAAAACUCAUUUGACUUGGCCCCAAGCAUGCUUCAUACACAGACUUCCUAUUAUGAAGAAUUCCAGUAGGACUCCCUAGGGGGGAAAAACACCCAUUUUAGUUGGCACAGACCAGAGUCACUGGAAUCAGUUACUAAGUCACAAUUUCCUUAAAAUUUGGAAGGACUUUUGGGAUUGCUAUUGUUUUCCCGGUAAAUUACUGUAUCAUACUGGUGUCUUGGAAUAAAGCAACACAUUUUAAAUAUAAGUUUCCAAAAGCUGUAACUCAACUUCCCAGGCUCCUGGGGGAUUUUCACUGGCCCAGACUCAGGAAGAGUUUUCUUUUGUGGGAUUCAAGAUUUUAGACACCAAACAUUUCCUGCAGAUUUUCCUCUGCUUUCUAAUCUCCACUUAACGUCCACCCAAAGACAACAAAGAAACUAUUUCUGAUUAGUGCAGGCAGCCAAGAGUGCCCAGUGGGUGUAAGGUGCAGGGUAAGGGAACAAGAGACCAUGAAUCCAAGAUUCUUGGCAUUAUGGUACCACUGAGUUGCCCAAUGGCUUGAGUAUGUUAACCCCUUGCUUUAUGGCUGGAACUUUACCCCUCCUGGAGCUUUUCUGAAGAAUUGAUUUUUUUACGUGGUGUUUAUUUAUAUUCCAGAAGCCAAUUCUAACAUCAAAUAGGAGUGAUGGUGAAUUAUAAGACAAAGUCUGCCCAAAGCACCAAAUUGUCAGACUGGCACACCCCAAGAUUUUGCAACUCCUUAGUUUGGAUGCCUCUCCCUGUAGCUUGUUAAAACCUGAACGGGGUGCUUUGGUUAGUGGUUUGGGGAUAGAAUUUUGGAGCUUUAUUAGGAGAUGUCCUGGCCUAAUGUAGAGCCCACUUCCCCCAACAGCCAGGAGCAGGGGAGCUGGGAGAGUGGGGUGCCGGCCACUUUCUCUGUCGCCAGCCAGUCUUGUCUCCAGCAUCCCUCCAAGGCUCUGCGCGUACCUUUAGAGUAAGUUUCCCCCCACUUCACAAAGUUGCAAAUGUCUUUGCCCAUAAUUUCAGAAGUCUUGUCUGAACUAGACUUUCACUGUUCCUUUAGGGUAGGAAUCUUGUUUUCUCUCCGUCCUGGCGUCUUUACCCUCUCCCCACCCUGGGGCCUGGUCUCCAGCCAGUGGACUCUGUUAAAAUGAACUGGCACUGGCAGGGUGAUGGGGCAUUGCCUAGACAGCUCCUGGCACUUGUCACCAAUUAUCCCAAUUCUCACUUUUUUCAUCGUCGUCGAUGGAUGCCCUCUGCAGAUCAUGACCCAAGUUCAGGGUACAGGACUCCUGCCAUGCCUGCGCUCCCCAGGAGAUAGCUCCUUACACUCCUAUCCCGACAAACUCCUAAAGGUCUCCGUUGUUCUGAGCCCGAGGCUCCCCACACCUGGAGGCUGAUCCGCGCCUGGGCUUGGGGACCAUCAGAGUGGAGCCAGGUGGCAGCGGCGGGGCGCACGCCCAGGACGCCUGGCUCCAGGGGCUGCCUGCAGGGUGGGGCCGCCCUCGCCGCCGCUCCCCACCCCCGCGCCUUCCCCGUCCCCAAAGAGGACACCCCUCCUUCCGCCCGGCCCGCUCCCCACCCUCGCGCGGCGCCGCCUCUCCCGCAGCCCGCCCUUGCCUAGAGCCUCCCGGGCAGCCAGCGAGCGAGGGGAGCGCUCUGGGAUGGGACUUGGAGCGGACGGCGGAGGAGGAGACAGCGGCAGCGGCGCGGGCUUCCUCCUCGGCUCCCACGAGCGAUCCUCGAGGACGGCCGCGGCCCCCGGCGAGGCGAGGAGGCCCGAGAGGAAGACCCGGGCGGCCGCGCCCCUGUCCCGCUUCCCGGGCGCCGUCGGCGGCGGCGGCUGCAGCCUCGCCCCUCUUCCUCGUCUUGAAAAUGGACAAGAUGCUUGCGGGCUGCCUUCUGCUGAUCCUCGGACAGGCCGUCCUCCUCCCCGCUGAGGCCAGGCAGCGGCCACACGCGAGGGCCACCUCCAGAGGCAGACAGGCUCGGACCCACCCCCAGAGGGCCCUCCUGGAGAGCUCCUGUGAGGACAAGCAGGCAGACCUGGUUUUCAUUAUCGACAGCUCCCGUAGCGUCAACACCCACGACUAUGAGAAGGUCAAGGAGUUCAUCGUGGACAUCUUGCAGUUCUUGGACAUUGGCCCUGACGUCACCCGGGUGGGCCUGCUCCAGUAUGGCAGCACCGUCAAGAACGAGUUCUCCCUCAAGACCUUCAAGAGGAAGGUCGAGGUGGAGCGUGCCGUCAGGAGGAUGCGGCAUCUGUCCACGGGCACCAUGACGGGUCUGGCCAUCCAGUAUGCCCUGAACAUCGCAUUCUCAGAAGCAGAGGGGGCCCGGCCCCUGAGGGAGAAUGUGCCACGGGUCAUAAUGAUCGUGACGGACGGGAGGCCACAGGACUCAGUGGCCGAGGUGGCUGCAAAGGCGCGGGACACGGGCAUCCUGAUCUUUGCCAUUGGCGUGGGCCAGGUGGACUUCAACACGCUGAAGGCCAUUGGGAGUGAGCCCCACGAGGACCAUGUCUUCCUGGUGGCCAACUUCAGCCAGAUCGAGACGCUGACUUCCGUGUUCCAGAAAAAGCUGUGCACGGCGCACAUGUGCAGCACCCUGCAGCAUAGCUGCGCCCACUUCUGCAUCAACACCCCCGGCUCUUACGUCUGCAGGUGCAAACAAGGAUACAUUCUCAACUCGGACCAGAAGACGUGCAGAAUCCAGGACCUGUGUGCCAUGGAGGACCACGCCUGUGAGCAGCUCUGUGUGAAUGUGCCGGGCUCCUUCGUCUGCCAGUGCUACAGUGGCUACACCCUGGCCGAGGAUGGGAAAAGGUGUGUGGCUGUGGACUACUGUGCCUCAGAAAACCACGGGUGUGAACACGAGUGUGUAAACGCUGAUGGCUCCUACUCUUGCCGGUGCCGUGAAGGAUUUGCUCUUAACACAGACGGAAAAACGUGCACAAAGAUAGACUACUGUGCCUCACCUAAUCAUGGAUGUCAGCACGAGUGUGUUAACACAGAUAAUUCCUAUUUCUGCCGAUGCCUAAAAGGCUUUACCCUGAGCCCAGAUAAGAAAACCUGCAAAAGGAUCAACUACUGCGCCCUGAACAAACCUGGCUGCGCGCACGAGUGCGUCAACACGGAGGAUGGCUCCUACUGCCGCUGCCGCCGCGGCUACACCCUGGACCCCAACGGCAAGACCUGCAGCCGCGUGGACCACUGUGCGCAGCAGGACCAUGGCUGUGAGCAGCUGUGCCUGAACACGGAGGAGUCCUUCGUCUGCCAGUGCUCAGAAGGCUUCCUCAUCAAUGAGGACCUCAAGACCUGCUCCCGGGUGGAUUAUUGCCUGCUGAGCGACCACGGAUGCGAAUACUCCUGCGUCAACACGGACAGAUCCUUUGCCUGUGAGUGUCCCGAGGGACACGUGCUCCGCAGCGAUGGGAAGACGUGUGCAAAGUUGGACUCUUGUGCUUUGGGGGACCACGGCUGUGAACAUUCGUGUGUGAGCAGUGGAAACUCUUUCGUGUGCCAAUGCUUUGAAGGCUAUAUUCUCCGUGAAGAUGGGAAAACCUGCAGAAGGAAAGAUGUCUGCCAAGCAGUAGACCAUGGCUGUGAACACGUGUGUGUGAACAGUGGCGAAUCAUACAUGUGCAAGUGCUCGGAAGGAUUCCAGCUUGCAGACGAUGGGAAGCGCUGCGGACGGAAGGAUGCCUGCAAAUCGACCCACCAUGGCUGCGAGCACAUUUGUGUUAAUAAUGGCAAUUCCUACAUCUGCAAAUGCUCAGAGGGAUUUGUUCUAGCCGAGGACGGAAGACGGUGCAAGAGAUGCACUGAAGGCCCAAUUGACUUGGUCUUUGUGAUUGAUGGAUCCAAAAGUCUGGGAGAAGAGAAUUUUGAAGUUGUGAAGCAAUUUGUCACUGGAAUUAUAGAUUCCUUGGCGAUUUCCCCCAAAGCGGCUCGAGUGGGGCUGCUCCAGUAUUCCACGCAGGUCCGCACGGAGUUUACCCUGAGAAACUUCAACUCGGCCAAAGACAUGAAAAAAGCCGUAGCCCACAUGAAAUACAUGGGCAAGGGCUCUAUGACCGGGCUGGCCCUGAAACACAUGUUUGAGAGAAGUUUUACCCAAGUAGAAGGGGCCAGGCCCUCCUCCGCACGGGUGCCCAGAGUGGCCAUCGUGUUCACCGACGGACGGGCUCAGGACGACGUCUCCGAAUGGGCCAACAAAGCCAAGGCCAAUGGUAUCACUAUGUAUGCUGUUGGGGUAGGAAAAGCCAUUGAAGAAGAACUACAAGAGAUUGCCUCUGAGCCCACAGACAAGCAUCUCUUCUAUGCCGAAGACUUCACCACAAUGGGCGAGAUAAGUGAAAAACUAAAGAAACGCAUCUGUGAAGCUCUAGAAGACUUUGAUGGAAGACAGGACUCCCCAGCAGGGGAACUGCCAAAGAGAGUCCACCAGCCAACAGUGCAACACAGAUACCUGUUUGAAGAAGACAAUCUUUUACGGUCUACACAAAAACUUUCCCACUCGACAAAAUCUUCAGGAACCCCUUUGGAAGAAAAACAGGAUCAAUGCAAAUGUGAAAACCUUAUAAUGUUCCAGAACCUUGCAAAUGAAGAAGUAAGAAAAUUAACACAGCGCUUAGAAGAAAUGACAGAGAGAAUGGAAGCCCUGGAAAAUCGCCUCAGAUACAGAUGAAGAUUAGAAAUGCUCUACAUUAUCUGUAUGUCAUUGCAUCAAAGAUUACAUUGAAAUCAGUUCAGAGCAUCAAAGCUCAGGCUUUGGUUGAUAAUGUUGUGAAGUAAAACAAAACCAGUACUGAGAAAGCUGGUUUGCUAUAGAACAAAGACAAAAAGUAGACACUAACUUGUAUAAAUUUAUUUAGAAAAAAAAAAUCCUUCAGAAUUUUAUGAGUUUACCAUGAGAAUAAAUAAGCUAUGCAAGGUAUUUUGUAAUAUACUGUGGACAUGACUUGCUUCUGCCUUGUCCUGCCUUAGUGUUGCAGUCUCAUUUCACUAUAAGAUCAAGUUUGCGCAGUCUUACUGCUGUAGAACACUGGCCAUAGGAAAUGCUAUUUUUUUGUAUUAGACUUUACUUUGAUAUAUGUAUAUGGAUGUAUGCAUAAAACACAGGACAUAUGUACUUGUGUAACAUGUUGGAUUUUUUAUAUAUUAAAAUUCACUUCAGAGAA
Molecule: messenger RNA, 6066 nt
Organism: Microcebus murinus (gray mouse lemur)
Lineage: Eukaryota; Metazoa; Chordata; Mammalia; Primates; Cheirogaleidae
Gene: MATN2
Product: matrilin 2
Molecular function (GO): calcium ion binding
Source: RefSeq, a predicted model, not a curated record